This is a messenger RNA of Folsomia candida, 2114 nucleotides long. RefSeq names its product tyrosine-protein kinase receptor UFO-like. Gene Ontology annotation, molecular function: ATP binding; transmembrane receptor protein tyrosine kinase activity. Gene Ontology annotation, biological process: multicellular organism development; cell surface receptor protein tyrosine kinase signaling pathway; positive regulation of kinase activity. The transcript is spliced from 13 exons. Lineage: Eukaryota; Metazoa; Arthropoda; Collembola; Entomobryomorpha; Isotomidae. Gene Ontology annotation, cellular component: signaling receptor complex. Bases 84 to 1988 code for a protein of 634 amino acids. The record is from RefSeq and is a predicted model, not a curated record.
GCAUACAUAGAUUAAACGCGGAAAUCAGAACAUUACCAUUUUCCCAAGAUUUCUAAUUACAUACAUACAUUUCAUAAGUAACAAUGCUGAACUUCAGGACUACUUUUCAUCUAUUAAAUGUUGGCUCUAUGGUCUUUGUUGGAACAUUGCUACUCUUUGUGAUCGGAGAUCUCAUAUUUCUCCAUAAUCUUGCGGAUGCUGACUUCGUGUCGAAAUCGUUAACUGUGCAAUACGAAAGAGUCGGAUUACUUAUCGCGAUGAUAUGCAUUAAUGCAAUAUUUUACGUCUCCUUUGAAAAGAAUUGGUUAAAGUUGGGCUUGCUUGGAAUCCCGAUUUACAUUCCAGUCGCCGCAGUGCAAAUGAAUCUCUUCGUGUACAACAUCGUCUUCCGUGCCCCACAUCCGGACACAAUAUCACAAUGGAUGAGAAUCGACUCAAGUCUUGCAGGUUUAUUUGUUGCCAGAGUUUCAGGAAAUUUCUUAUUUAACGCAAGAUACGUCUGGGCCCUACGGUUUGCAAAGAAGCACAAAUUUCGUGGGAUGGGAGAAACCUGCACAAUUUUUGGAUUAAAGGUCAAACGUAUUUUGCAGUGUCAGUCCAUGCUCGUACUGCCGUACACAUACUUCUUUUAUAAGAAUAUGGUAAAUUUGUUGUCAAAAAAUGACCCAAAAUCUGAAGGAUCUUCAGUUUUACUUGUGCUAUCUUGGAUAUCAGCAGCCCAUCAAGCUGUCAUUAUAGGGACAAAAAUUUCAACAUUAGUUGCCUUACAUUUGGACUCGGUACGGACUUUAAGGAUUGCAUCCUGGACAGGAUAUAUCACCUUUGCAUUUUUGAAUGAACUGCUAAUCAUGAAAAAAGUCAUCGGAGUGAAUAUUACCGGAAUGACGAGUCCUGACUCUGUCUACUCUCAGGUUUUUGGGGGUUUUAUAUAUUUAAGUGUGACCGUAGAGUAUGGAUUGCUCUACUUUUACGUGACAUAUCUUGAAAAUUUGAAUCGUAACUGUAUCCAAGGAAAUAACAAUGAUACGAUGAAAUUGACAGUUUUACAGUUAAAAUCAAUUGUAGUCGAUUCUUCUGCAAUGCUUGGCGUCGGAAAGUCGUCAACAGUUUAUAAAGGAUGCUUAAGUGAUGGGCGAUUCUUUCCUAGUAAACAAAUCGUCGCAGUAAAAGUCAUAAAUCGUGACACUCAAGUAUCCGCUUUAUACGACGAAUUAAAAAACAUGUCGAGACUGAUGAAAAUUGGGCAUGAAAAUCUCGUGACAUUUUAUGGAAUUGUGAAAUCAAAGCACACGGGGUCAAAAACCGGAGACCAGCCUGCAAAAAUUAAUAUCGUGAUGGAACUAUGUGAAAAUGGGAGUUUAGAAGUAUAUCUGCAACAUCUUGAAGCCGCCGCAAAUAAUUCUCUAACAAAUUCAAGAGACAUUUAUGUUGAUCAAUUUGUCUUGUGGGGAACACAAAUUGCUUCCGGAAUGGAAUUUUUGGGAAACCAUGGGAUUGUUCAUGGUGACCUGGCAGCUAGAAACGUACUUUUAAACGAUUCUCUCAGCAUUAAAAUAUCAGACUUUGGAAUGUCGUACAAAUUGUACAAUUAUCAGAUUUAUGCCGUCUCAGAUCGCCAGGCAUUUCCAUGGCGUUGGAUGGCCCCUGAAAGUUUAGACGAGUUAAAAUUCUCUUCGCAAUCGGACAUUUGGUCGUAUGGUGUCCUACUCUGGGAAAUCUUUUCAUUCGGAAAAAGGCCGUGGCCUGAUCACGACUGGACUUCUGAUUUUUCAACAAACCUCAAAAAUGGGCUCCGACUUGGUAAACCUGAAUUCGGCCUUGGUGAAACUGAAAUAUACGACUCUGUAAUGCUAAACUGCUGGAGAACCGAUGCCAAUGAGCGUAUUGCAUUUAAGGAAAUUGUCAUUUGUAUGAAGAUGGAUAAGCUAAAAGUUCUAGCAAAGAAAUGUAUAGAGGAGACGAGAGAGUGGGAUAUUCGAUUAGAUUAAAUUUAUUUCCGCCUUUGUUUAGGCCUGAAGGCCCAUAAAAGUACUUAACAUAGGUAACGUGAUUCGCUUUUUAUACAAAAUAAAUAAUAAAUAAAUACAAUUUAUCCUAUAAUAAAUGAAUUUGAA